AUGGAGGAUAUGGCAAGGCUAGCUGUGAUAGAACAAAGUGUUCGAGAUGUAGAUAAGUUUAAUAAAAUUCUGUACGAACUUCUGCAAUAUAUUAGUCAUAUUUUAGAAAAUCCUCACGAUAAUGAACUGAGAACAAUAAAGAGCGAGAUUCUUAAAGAUGUGUUAAACUGUGACGCUUUCAAAGAGUACUUGAAAUAUGUCGGAUUUAAACCGGAGGGAACAGAAGUAAUUUACCCGAAGGAGCAGACAUUAAACAACUUGAGGAUGGCUCAGGCAUCAAUAGAGAGGAAGUUAUGUUUCUGUUACGGAGCCGUGAACAGGCAGAAGAGAGUCAAGUUUAGUCAGAAGAAGACUAGUUUGAAACCGACUAAGAUUCUGACAACAAAUAACAGUCUACUAUUAAAAAUAGAGAGGUUGUUCAAUGAUGUCCUAGCGUAUGAGGACGAGGAUCUCCAGGAGUAUGCACGGGAACAGAUACCGAUAGUCACACUCCAGCUGUUGGCGCUAGAGCGGGUACGGGAGAAUCAGAAGUUAAUUAAAACUGGUGAACUCAAAGGUCUGGAUCUACCGUUCGACAUAGCUCUGCUGAUGGAGCUGAUGAGCUGGUUCAAGUACAAGUUCUUCAAGUGGGUGGACCAGCCCCCCUGCGAGGGGUGCGGGGGACAGACCUCCUUCAGUAACAUACUCACCGUUACCACUGAUAAGGAGACUUGUCGGAUGGAGGUGUACAACUGCGUUGCGUGUCCGGUGGGCGCGAAGUUCGUGCGGUACAACGACCCGCGCACGUUGCUGCGCACGCGCCGCGGCCGCUGCGGCGAGUGGGCCAACUGCUUCGCGCUCAUAUGUCGCGCGCUCGGGUACGACACCAGGCUCAUAUACGACACUACCGACCAUGUCUGGUGCGAGAUAUUCGACUACGACUCCAACACAUGGCUACACGCGGACCCUUGCGAGGCGAAACUGAACGCGCCCCUCCUGUACUCACACGGGUGGGGCAAGAAACUAUGUUACGUCAUAGCAGUAUCCAGGGACGAUGUACAAGACGUCACCUGGAGGUACACCAACGACCAUAAAGCUGUGUUAUCCCGUCGCAAGGAGUGCUCGGAGCAGGAGUUGUUGUCGUGUAUACUGACCCUGCGGGAACACCGACAGAGACAAGUGUCGGAGCCGCGGAGGAGACAUCUUGCUAAACGGACGCUGCAGGAACUUGUCACUCUUAUGGUGGAGAAAAAACCAACAGACUAUGAAUCCCACGGAAGAAUAUCAGGGUCGAAGCAGUGGCGCAGUGACCGCGGCGAGGUCGGGCCGCAGUCCCCGGGCCACAGCUUCUCGUUCCCCCGGCCCGGCCUGUGCGCGCUGCACUACCACGCCGCCACCGACUGCUACCGCGUGCUGCGCGACGGGGACGAGCUCAGCACCCUGCCCAGCUGGGCGGCGGGCGUCUACGACCACAAGAAUAUCUUCAGGAAAGUUGAACACGACUGGAAGAAAGUUUAUCUGGCUAGAGAAGAGGGCGAAGCAGUGGGGCACGUGUCGUGGCGCGUGUGCGCGGGCCCGGGGCUGCUCCUGUCGCGGCUGCGCGCGCGCGUGGCCACGCAGCUGUACUCCACCGGGACACUCACGUGGACGCUGCAGUACGACGACUUACCGCCUGUACCUGCCAACUUCGAUAAUGACGACAUACAGCGCGGCGUCACACUGGACCGGACGUGUCAGUCGUUAAUACUUCGCGUGGAACUAACUGGCGGGGAAGGCGACGUCGCCUGGCAACACGCACAACUCUGCAGACAACCACUAGAUGGCGCCCCGCCUGCACUGCAAAUUAGUGCUAUAGUCAUACCAAGGACUUAG
Spodoptera littoralis (African cotton leafworm) is the source of this 1851-nucleotide messenger RNA. The record is from the annotation of a GenBank genome assembly. Lineage: Eukaryota; Metazoa; Arthropoda; Insecta; Lepidoptera; Noctuidae.